AUGUGGAUGUCGUUGCGGCCUCGCUCGCUCGCCGACUCGCCGGCUCAACAGCUGCUCAACCGUCGACAAGCGUCGGCUUCUUCCUCGACAUCCUCCGCCUCCCCAACAACAACAUCCGACAAUGGCUCCUCUUCAUCCGCUUCCGCUUCCGCUUCCGCAUCCGCAUCUUCAUCCUCCUCAUCCUCGGGCUCCUCCUCGGGCGGAAUCGCAAAUGGAGGCAUGGGCUCCCCAGCUUCCGGCACCCUCAACAGCACUCGCAUCGUCCUCGGCCGCGGCUUUGCAAACGGUCAGCUCACCUACACCGUUCCCAUCGCCGUCGCAAAUCAGCAGAUAAACGCUCAGCUCGACACCGGCAGCGGCGACCUCUGGCUCGCAAACCAGGAUUGCGAUUCCGACUCGUGCAAAGGUCACCAGGGCCUCAGUGUCCUCAAGUUCAACGACCGUGCAGACUCGGUCGUAGACCAGGACACCCCCUUCAACAUCAGCUACCUCCUCGGUUCCGCCUCGGGUCAGGUAAAGACCGCCUCCAUGCUCUUUGGCGACCCCGACACAUCGCGCCUCAUCGUCAACUCACAGGCAUUUGGCUCCUGCAACGACGUAUCCAACGAGGACAUGGACUCGGGCAACUUUUCCGGCGUCAUCGGCGUAGGCCCUCCCGCCAACAGCCUCAUCCAGGCCGACCUCAACGCCACCAGCAACACCGCCUUCCUCAACGUCGGCGUUCGCCCACCCGAGACCGGCGCCGUCCUCGCAGGCUUCUGGACAAACGCCCGUCCCGGUCGCAGAUUCAUGGGCAUCGGCCUCCAGCGCCUCGAAGAAGACGGCGGCAAGGGCGACAGCCUCCUCACCAUCGGCAACCACGACCCUGCCUACGCCGGCUCCACCGACCCUCGCAUCAACUUCACCAGCGCCGUCGGCGACGCAGACGGCGUCGUCCGCCACUGGCGCGUCCCGCUCACCGAAAUCAGCGUCCAGCUCCAGCACGGCGUCGUAGAACCCAUCCCCAUCGGCACCUCCAGCGUCAUCUCCGGCUCCAACCCCAUCGCCGUCUUUGACUCGGCCGCCAGCAUCAACCUCGGGCCCGAAGGCACUCUCAACGCCCUCUACGGCGCCUGGGGCAUCGGUCCGGCCUCCGACGGCGGCUACUACGUCCCCUGCGACCUCCAGAUGAACGUCACAAUCUCCCUCGGCGGCAUCCGCGUACCCAUCCACCCGCUCGACGCCAGCCUCCAGACCGGCUCGGGCAACGGCCCUUCCAAUGACGGCUCCUCCUGCCUCGGCUCCUUCCAGGCGCUUCGCUCGCUCUCCGGCUCCUCCAACGGCGCCAACCUCAACUCGAGCUUCCUCCCCGCCGACUUUGUUCUCUCGCCCGCCUUUAUGCGCAGCGCCUACACCGUCUUUUCGUGCGACGACGGCCUCAACACCACGCAGGCUCAGGCGGCCAACAUGACCGUCACUAGCCCUUGCCAAGCCGCCAUCGGCCUCCGACCGCUCGUCAACAUGACCGCCGCCACCCAGCAGUUCACCGCCGUGCGCAUCAAGAAGCAGAGCCUCGGCCAGUCCGGUCUGCACGGAGGACACUCUAGCUCCGGCUCGAGCAACUCCAAGGGCCUCUCCGAAGGCAUCAAGGUCGUCAUUGGCUGUGUGUGCGCCAUCAUCGUCAUUGCCGUGCUCUUUGGCGUCGCUCUCUGGAGGCUGCGCAGGCGCCGACGUCGCAUCGCCGCUGCUCGUGCCGCUCUCUACGCCAAUCAGGGCGAAAAGGGCGCAGGCCCUGCCGCAGGUGCUGGUGCAGCGGGCGCCGGUGGAGCGCUGGGCCACGCCAAGAAGCAGAGCAAUCCGUACAGCGUGGUCAAGAUCGACGGCCUCACCGUGCCCAUGGAGGUGCUCGGUAAGGACGACGACAGCAGCAGCCAGGUGGUGCUCUCGCCCGCCCAGCGUGCCAAGGCGCGCCAGCUCCACCACAUGCACGGCGUCUUUGACGACGAGCUCCAGGACGACGAGCUCGGCCGCGGCGUCGAUCCACAGUGGGGCGAGGAGGCGCCGCCCAACCCGCAACACCUGCACGCCGCCGGCCUGCUCUCGUGGGACGUCUCGUCGACCGGCUACGUCGAUGCACGUCAGGUCAAGAACGCCUACCUCGCGUCGCUGUCCGAGGACGAGCGCAAGGCGUUCCUCGAAUCAUCGGCGCGGCGCCCUGCCGAGCCCGAAUUCGCGCAGACCUCCGUGUCGUCGCCGCUGCAGACGCUGGAUGACCACAGCGUCCAGUUGAGCCAGACGCACCACGACGUGCGCUCCGACUCGCAGCGCAGCUCGCAGCUCUACUCGCAAAAUCGCUCGAGCGCACGCGCCUCGUCCCCCGCACCCCUGCUGCAGCACGACGAACUGCGUUGA
Moesziomyces antarcticus is the source of this 2391-nucleotide messenger RNA. Its product is annotated as acid protease. Lineage: Eukaryota; Fungi; Basidiomycota; Ustilaginomycetes; Ustilaginales; Ustilaginaceae. The record is from RefSeq and is a predicted model, not a curated record. The transcript has a single exon. Gene Ontology annotation, molecular function: aspartic-type endopeptidase activity. Gene Ontology annotation, biological process: proteolysis. The coding region runs from base 1 to 2391 and encodes 796 amino acids.